AUGGCUCUUGUAGGCGUCAGCUUUAUUUACUCGCCCACUGAGGGAGAGAACCACCCUGCCUCCUGUCCUAUUGCUCACCUAUCCCUCAUGAUGGACAAGGUUCCAGAAGCAGGAUGGAAAGCUACCAUUGACGGCAGCAAACCCGGCGCCGACUUCUUCUUGACCAGGACACCUGCUGAGUACAAUCCUUUAGCCUACUUCAAGCAUCCUGGAGCGACAUCCUCUCUUCGAGAACACCUAGCGCAUGAAUUAUCGGAAUGGGUCAAGUGCUUUUCCGCCUCGGACAAGCAGAUUCUUCGCGACGUCGCCAGUUCCUUCAGGUCUUAUCGGAAGCAAACAAUGUCGAAAUUCUGGGAUGAAAUUGCAAUUGUUGGAACAGCGGAAAAAUGA
This is a messenger RNA of Gamsiella multidivaricata, 390 nucleotides long. RefSeq lists its product as uncharacterized. Lineage: Eukaryota; Fungi; Mortierellomycota; Mortierellomycetes; Mortierellales; Mortierellaceae. Bases 1 to 390 code for a protein of 129 amino acids. The transcript is spliced from 2 exons. The record is from RefSeq and is a predicted model, not a curated record.